UUGUCCACACUCCAGUCCAGUUGGUGGCGGUGGCACCUACAAGUUGGUUUGCCAACCGCCAAUAAACACAAAAGAAGAAGAAGAAGAAGAAGAAGAAGAAGAAGAAGAAGAAGAAGAAGAAGAAGAUUGAAUUGAUUGCUCUCGUCUGGCUGUCACAGCGUCGCUCUCUGAUUGGUCAACAUUCCAUGGCGCCAAAACAGCGAAGAGGAAGAGUUGAAAACACAACAGGAGAGACCUCUGCUCAAUAUUUUGAUUAUAUAAUUUGGCAUAAAGCUACUUUUGGCCUAAUUUGAGCAGAAAAUGGACACACAGUCAUAUUUACCAGUAAAACCUGGGGUGGGUAUGGAGGAGAACUUUUUGUCUCUUGACGAUAUUUUGCUCUCACAUGAGAGACUUCCUAUCCGAACAGAGUGUAGCUUCCCGCGGCUGGGAUUCCUGGAGAAGUCGAGUGACUCGCACGACAUACCGGAGGGUACAAAGAUGGAGCUUCCUCUGUGGCUGUCGAAGGGUCUGUACGAGAAGAAGAGGAGGGUGCUGUCCGUGGAGCUGCCCAAGGUGUACAGAGAGGGCUGGAGGACCGUGUUCAACGCUGACCCCAACGUGGUGGAUCUGCACAAGAUGGGGCCCUACUACUACGGCCUGGGCUCCCAGAUGCUGCACUUUGACAGCCCAGAGAAUCCUGAGAUCGCACAGACGCUGCUGCAG
Molecule: messenger RNA, 705 nt
Organism: Notothenia coriiceps (black rockcod)
Lineage: Eukaryota; Metazoa; Chordata; Actinopteri; Perciformes; Nototheniidae
Gene: gins3
Product: GINS complex subunit 3
Exons: 2
Biological process (GO): mitotic DNA replication initiation
Cellular component (GO): GINS complex
Source: RefSeq, a predicted model, not a curated record